This is a messenger RNA of Sphaeroforma arctica JP610, 258 nucleotides long. RefSeq lists its product as hypothetical. Gene Ontology annotation, biological process: protein transport to vacuole involved in ubiquitin-dependent protein catabolic process via the multivesicular body sorting pathway. The annotation marks the transcript as partial. The record is from RefSeq and is a predicted model, not a curated record. Gene Ontology annotation, cellular component: endosome. The transcript has a single exon. NCBI's taxonomy places the organism in Eukaryota, Ichthyosporea, Ichthyophonida.
GCGGCUGCCGGGGCCUUCACUUAUGUACGGGACGUAUGUACUGUAAAGUUUGGGCGGUCGCCGCAGAUGGAUAUGCAGAUGGAUGUCCUCUCCACUAUGAUUAGCAUCAUGUUGGGACAGGCCCAGGAGUGCUUUCUCAGGAAAGCGUUGUUAGGUAACAUGUCGCCUGCGAUUCUGUCCAAGUUAGCCUCGUCGGCGAGUGACUUCUUCACUGAAGCCGUUAUACAAUCGGCCGCUUCCGGGUGCAAAGGUGAGUGA